This is a messenger RNA of Metarhizium acridum CQMa 102, 621 nucleotides long. RefSeq lists its product as uncharacterized. Gene Ontology annotation, molecular function: oxidoreductase activity; FMN binding. NCBI's taxonomy places the organism in Eukaryota, Fungi, Ascomycota, Sordariomycetes, Hypocreales, Clavicipitaceae. Gene Ontology annotation, cellular component: cytosol. The record is from RefSeq and is a predicted model, not a curated record.
AUGGCCUCCAAAAAGACAGUCGCUCUCAUCACGGGCAGUACCCGAAAAGUACGUCUUGGACCCUUCUUCACAGCCUACGUGAGGGACACUAUCGCCCCCCAUUGCCCCGCCUUAUCCUUGGAGGUCGUCGAUCUGGCCGAUCCAGGGCUGCCCAUUCUCGACGAGACCAACCCGGCGGCCGGGCAGCCCGCAGAUGAUCCUACGUCCCAUUACGAGCACGACCACACGAGGAAGUGGUCCGCCGUGGUGCGCAAGUACGAGGCCUUCAUCUUUGUCACGCCAGAGUACAACCGCAGCGUGCCGGCGGGGUUGAAGAAUGCGCUCGACUUUUUGUACCAUGAGUGGAACGGUAAACCCGCUGGCGUUGUGUCCUAUGGUGGAAGAGAAGGCGCCAGGGCGUCAGCUCAUCUGCGAGACAUCCUGGCUGCCUUGAAGCUAGUCGUGUUGCCUGCGGCGCCGGGGCUGAGCACAUCCCGCCGGAUGUUGCCCUAUGUUGGAGAGCACAAGUCGGUGUCGGACGAGGAUAGGCAGCGGUGGAAGGAGUCUGGUGCCGAGGCGCAGAUUGUGACAUUGGCACAAGAAUUGGUGGCGGAGUUGGAAAGGGGAAGCAGUUCACUAUAA